Physeter macrocephalus (sperm whale) is the source of this 463-nucleotide messenger RNA. RefSeq names its product guanine nucleotide-binding protein subunit alpha-12-like. Gene Ontology annotation, molecular function: guanyl nucleotide binding; G-protein beta/gamma-subunit complex binding; GTPase activity. Gene Ontology annotation, cellular component: heterotrimeric G-protein complex; brush border membrane. The transcript has a single exon. NCBI's taxonomy places the organism in Eukaryota, Metazoa, Chordata, Mammalia, Artiodactyla, Physeteridae. Bases 23 to 322 code for a protein of 99 amino acids. The record is from RefSeq and is a predicted model, not a curated record. Gene Ontology annotation, biological process: adenylate cyclase-modulating G protein-coupled receptor signaling pathway; Rho protein signal transduction.
CAUUUAAAAAAUCCCUUUCAAGAUGGUGGAUGUGGGUGGCCAGCGGUCUCAGCGCCAGAAGUGGUUCCAGUGCUCUGAUGGGAUCACCUUGAUCCUGUUCAUGGUCUCGUCCAGUGAGUACGACCAGGUCCUCAUGGAGGACAGGCGCACCAGCCGCCUGGUGGAGUCCAUGAACAUCUUUGAGACCAUCGUUAACAACAAGCUCUUCUUCAACGUCUCCAUCAUCCUGCUCCUCGACAAGAUGGACCUCCUGGUGGCGAAAAUGAAGACCAUCAGCAUCAAGAAGCACUUCCCAGAGCUUCCCUGGUGGCGCAGUGGUUAAGAAUCCGUCUGCCAAUGCAGGGGACACGGGUUCGAGCCCUGGUCCGGGAAGAUUCCACAUGCGGCGGAGCAACUAAGCCCGAGUGCCACAACGUGAGCCUACACUCUAUAGCCCGGGAGCCACAACUGCUGAGCCCGCGUG